GAAAGGAACCAAAGUACUUCCGAAGUUAUAGGUUAUAGUGUUGUAUUUUUUGUUUUCUUAUUGUCUGAACAAGUUUUUAGAAAUUUUGCGUUUAUAAAAAAAUUUACCGACAAACUAAAGAGUCCGUAAAAUUGAGCUUCCAAAUAAAGACGUGCGAAAAUGUCGAACUGGAAGGAAAGUAGAGGCCCGAUACCGCCUCGAUGGCUUCACUGUCCACGAAAAGCUAUCAAAUUAAUUCAGAAUAAGUUUCUCGCUUUCAAGACCCCGCUAUCGUCCGCAUUCGAUAGCCAGGUACCAGAAGAAUGUCGUUUCACAAUAGAUAUGCUGUUUGCAUCAUUAAAGAGUCAAAAGAUCAAAUUAGGCUUGUGGAUUGACCUGUCGAACACUUCAAGAUUUUAUGACAAGAAAAGCUUAGAAGCAUACGGUUGUAAAUAUUUGAAACUGCAAUGUAGAGGUCAUGGUGAAACUCCUACUGAAGAACAAACAAGGACUUUUGUGCAAGUCUGCAAAAAUUUUAUAUCGUACAACCCGUUGGAAGUCAUUGGUGUUCAUUGUACACAUGGUUUCAAUAGAACUGGCUUCCUUAUAAUUAGUUAUUUAGUAGAAGCUGAUGGUACCAGUGUUGAUGCUGGCUUAGUAGAAUUUGCAGCUGCAAGACCACCAGGCAUAUACAAAGCUGAUUAUAUUCAAGAACUAUUUAGGCGAUAUGAUGAUAUGGAGGAUGCUCCUGAUCCUCCACCUAGACCAGCUUGGUGUUUAGAAUAUGAUGAUUCUGAUAACGAAGAUAGGGAUGAGGGUCCCAGCACAGACAAAGAUAAUUAUAAUCAAGAUGUACCAAAUAAAAGGAGGAAACGUGAACAUAAUAAUAAAAAUCCAGUAUUCAUGGCUGGUGUACCUGGUGUAACUCCUAUUACUGAUGAUAGGAAGUUAAGUGGAAUACAGAGAAGGGUUCAAGAUAUAUGUUCUUGGAAAUCAUCUGGAUUUCCAGGAUCUCAACCAGUUUCUAUGGAUGAAGACAAUAUUAGAUUACUACAUGAAAAACCAUAUGGAGUAUCAUGGAAAGCAGAUGGAACCAGGUAUAUGAUGAUGAUACAAGCAGAUGGAGAAAUUUAUUUUGUAGAUAGAGAUAAUAGUGUAUUCCAAGUUAAUGGAAUGACUUUUCCACAUUCAAGGGACAUAUCUAGAACUCUUAGAGAUACAUUGUUGGAUGGUGAAAUGGUGAUUGACAAAGCAGAUGGUAAAGAAUAUCCAAGAUAUUUAGUUUACGAUGUAGUGAUGUAUGAUGGCAAAGAUGUUAGCAAAUUACCAUUCCAUCCUGAUCGUUUUCUUAUCAUAGAACAGGAAAUUAUAGAAGGUAGAAAAAGAGCAAUGAAAGAAGGAAAAUUGAGAAAAGAAAGAGAACCAUUUUCGGUGCGGUCGAAAUGUUUCUGGGAUCUGACACAAGCUGCUAGUUUAUUAAGUGAAAAAUUUGCCAAACAACUUGGUCACGAACCUGAUGGCUUAAUAUUUCAACCUUCCAAAGAACCUUAUUGUCCAGGGCCUUCUCUAGAAGUUUUGAAAUGGAAACCCUUGUCACAUAACUCUGUUGACUUUAGAUUAAAGAUAGUUACAGAAUCUGGAGAGGGAAUUCUUCCAAAAAAAGUUGGUCAUCUUUAUGUAGGUGGUAUAAAAGAGCCAUUUGACAAAAUAAAAGUCACCAAACAAAUAAAAGACUUGAACAAUGCAAUUGUAGAAUGUAAAUAUGAAAAUGGCCAAUGGGUUUUUAUGCGUGCAAGAACUGACAAAUCAUUUCCCAAUUCAUUUCAUACAGCUCAGGCUGUAUGCAAAAGUAUUAUCAAACCUAUAACUACCGAACGACUUUUGGAUUAUAUUAAGAGGCAUAGAUUUGUACAAGAUGAUUCUGAUCUUAUGCCACCGCCGCCUAAAAGAGUUCGACAAUGAAUUAGAGAGUAACUGAUUACAUAUAGGACCGUUCUAUUAUGGUGUACAAAGGAACUGACUGUAAAGGAAAAAAGAUCACUCCGUGUUAAUGUCGAAUUCGAUCAUGCAACGUUGGUACGCUGGUCUCCCGAUGGUAAAGCUUUCCUCAUACACAAAGCUGUAGCAAACACCAUUGAAGUUUACAAAAUAUCUAAAAAACAAGAUGGUACCUUAGCUGCUGCAACUAAGGCUUUGGAAUUUCCAAAGCGGCAUACUGAAGAUGUUGUUGGCAUGGAUAUCGCAUGUACAGGAAAAUACAUUAUUACAUGCAGCAAACUGAACGAUCUUGUGGUAUGGGAUCUUAAAGGUCAGAUCCUUGCAAACGUGGAAUUACAUCUUGGAUCGACAUAUCGAGCACGAAUAUCACCAUGUGGACGUUUCGUCGGCACAUCCGGAUUUACUCCGGAUGUAAAUAUAUGGGAAGUGAUGUUCACUAAAUCUGGAGAAUUCAAGCAAGUAACAAAGGCUUUUGACCUUGCCGGUCAUUCUUCUGGAAUACUUGAUCUCGCUAUCAGUGCUGAUAGUAGCAAUAUGGCUACUGUAUCAAAAGAUGGAACUUAUCGUUUAUACGAUACAAAAAUUGAAUUUGAGAAAGGAGAAGAUCCUCAUGUACUUCUAACUGGACAAUGGGAAAAUACAACAAUAGCUAAUAUUGCAUUGUCUCCUAACACUGAAGUUUUAGCAAUAUCUCAUGGAUCUUCAUUAAGUUUUUAUUCUACAAUCACUGGCUUGCUGGACAAUACCAUAGAAGAUAUUUUUCUGGGACCUAUCAUGCGCCUAGCUUUCGAUGCUGCUGGAGAAUAUGUUUUAGUUGCUGGAGACAGACAUAUAAAGGUUUUCCGCAACGUUACUGGUUAUCGUGUAGCAAUCGAAUCCGCGAAACGCAAACUUAUGCAAAAGCAAACGUCUGCGACGAAAGAACGCUUGGAAAAACUUAUCGAAGAUAAUAUAAAGUUUCUGCAGGCAAUGGAAGAGAAGUGUCCUUAA
Messenger RNA from Habropoda laboriosa, 2967 nucleotides. It is a transcript of the gene mRNA-cap, whose product is annotated as mRNA-capping enzyme. The transcript is spliced from 8 exons. Gene Ontology annotation, biological process: 7-methylguanosine mRNA capping; dephosphorylation. NCBI's taxonomy places the organism in Eukaryota, Metazoa, Arthropoda, Insecta, Hymenoptera, Apidae. Gene Ontology annotation, molecular function: protein binding; ATP binding; phosphatase activity. The record is from RefSeq and is a predicted model, not a curated record.